AUGGAUAACUCUAGGUCAAGCUUUGAUUUAACUGCCGAGAACCUAGCAAAAAUAUCGGAUAUAGAUGAUACAAAUUCAAAUGGCUCCUCUGCAGCUCCCCGAAAGUCGAGAUCGCAGAGUCAACAGGUGGAGUCUGAAAAAUGGAUUAUGCCCGAAUUGACGGAGAAAAUUCUCGAUGCAUUCCUAGAUUACAAUAAAAAAAAGGGACGAAAAGAACAAGCAAAGCUAGAAAAACAAGCAAAGCCAGAAGAUCAAGAAGAACUAGAGAAUCUCGACCAGCAUGAAAGUCCACAACCAGAGUCCGCUAAAAAGGGUGAGGCAGGAGCAUCGAGGUCUCAAUGGAGUUCCAUAAUGGAUGCUUCGUGCAUGAUGAACGUUUCGAGAGACACCUCACAAGGGUACUAG
This is a messenger RNA of Aspergillus alliaceus, 405 nucleotides long. RefSeq lists its product as uncharacterized. The transcript has a single exon. The record is from RefSeq and is a predicted model, not a curated record. NCBI's taxonomy places the organism in Eukaryota, Fungi, Ascomycota, Eurotiomycetes, Eurotiales, Aspergillaceae. The coding region runs from base 1 to 405 and encodes 134 amino acids.